GCGAAUAUUCCAGGGUUAUAUUUAUUGCAAACGGAACGGGGACAAAUGCGGGUUUGUAACAGUCAACACUGGCAACCUGCAGGUUGUUGAGGGGGCGGCGCUAGUCCACACAGUAGUUUCUGGAAGGAACCUCAUGCUUUCAACAUGGAGAAAGUGUCUGCAUUGAAAGACCAAGGCAACAAAGCACUGAGUGCAGGGAAUAUUGACGAGGCGAUCCGGUGUUACACUGAAGCCGUGACUCUCGACCCCAAAAACCAUGUCCUGUUCAGCAACCGAUCGGCUGCCUACGCCAAAAAAGGCAAUUAUCAAAAGGCUCUCGAGGAUGCUUGUGAGACCAUCAAGAUAAAGCCAGACUGGGGCAAGGGUUACUCCCGUAAAGCUGCGGCGCAGGAAUUUCUCGGACGGCUGGAGCAUGCUAAAGCGACGUACCAAGAGGGCCUCCGGCAUGAGCCCAACAAUCAGCAGCUGAAGGAGGGCUUACAGAACAUUGAGGGUCGCCUCGGAGACAAAUCAAUGAUAAAUCCUUUCGGCAUGCCUGACGUGUAUCAAAAGCUGGAGAACGAUCCUCGAACCCGCGAGCUCAUGGCAGAUCCGAGCUACAAAGAACUCCUGGAGGAACUCAGGAACAACCCGUCUACGCUUGGCACGAAGAUACAAGAUAAAAGAGUGAUGACCACACUCUCUGUGCUACUGGGACUGAACUUGUCCGGAAAGGAUGAAAAAGUCGAUCCGACUCCGACUCCUCCGUCUCCUUCGGCUACAAAACCUAAAGAGACGCAGCCACCGCCUUCCACAAACCAAGACCUACCUGAGAGCAAGAGAAAUGCCUUGAAAGAAAAGGAACUUGGGAAUGCCGCCUAUAAGAACAAGGACUUUGAUAUGGCGCUGAAGCAUUAUGAAGAAGCAGUCAAGCAUGAUCCUACCAACAUGACUUAUAUUUCCAAUCAAGCCGCUGUUUACUUUGAAAAGGGGGAGUUUGAAAAGUGCCGGGAACUCUGUGAGAAGGCCAUCGAUGUUGGCAGAGAGAACCGCGAAGACUACAGACAAAUUGCCAAGGCACUGGCAAGGAUUGGCAACUCGUACUUCAAGCAGGAAAAGUACAAAGAAGCCGUUCAGUAUUUCAACAAGAGUUUAACAGAGCAUCGCACCCCUGAUGUCUUGAAAAAGUGUCAACAGGCAGAGAAGCUCGUGAAAGAGUUGGAGAAGCAAGCCUACAUAAAUCUUGAUUUAGCUCUGGAGGAGAAGAACAAGGGAAAUGAAGCCUUCCAAAAGGGCGACUAUCCUCUAGCCAUGAAACAUUACACCGAGGCCAUCAAAAGAAACCCAAUGGAUGCAAAGCUCUUCAGUAACCGAGCUGCCUGCUACACGAAGCUGUUGGAGUUUCAACUUGCCCUAAAGGAUUGUGAGGACUGCAUCAAACUUGAGCCCACAUUCAUUAAAGGAUAUACACGUAAAGCAGCUGCUAUGGAGGCAAUGAAAGAUUUUUCCAAAGCCAUGGAUGUGUACCAGAAGGCUUUGGAGCUUGAUUCUUCUUCAAAGGAAGCCACAGAAGGCUUACAGCGCUGCAUGGUCAGCCAGACGAUGAGGAACGACAGUCCUGAGGAAGUCAAGCAAAGAGCCAUGGCCGAUCCCGAGGUGCAGCAAAUUAUGUCUGACCCCGCCAUGCGCAUGAUCCUCGAGCAAAUGCAGAAGGACCCUCAGGCGCUCACCGACCACUUAAAGAAUCCCGUCAUUGCAAAGAAAAUUCAGAAACUCCUGGAUAUCGGACUCAUAGCCAUUCAUUGAUGUGACACAAGCCAAGAUAUGAAGAAAUACUCUCAAUAUGGAACAAAAUGCAAAUUCUCUCAAAAUAUUACAGUUUUUGUUGCCUUCAAAAUUAUUCUCUCUGAUAUUACUUAAGCCACAUUCUUUUUUUUUUUAGCAUUUCAAGUCCUGAUUCUUUAAAAUUCUUUGGCAACUUUGAUGUCAGAUUCCAGAGGGUGUGCCCCUAAAAUGAAAUGCAUCGCUCUGUUUGUGUUUCUCACAUUUCUCACUGUUAAGGAUAUAUUGGAGAUGCUGGUCUCUUUACACUGUAUGUGUUAUAUGAUUGUGGGCAACUUAUACAUUUAAAUUCAAAUAUUCAAACUAUUAAACAUAAUAGCAGUUUA
Syngnathus typhle (broad-nosed pipefish) is the source of this 2147-nucleotide messenger RNA. RefSeq names its product stress-induced phosphoprotein 1 (gene stip1). Gene Ontology annotation, molecular function: Hsp90 protein binding. Lineage: Eukaryota; Metazoa; Chordata; Actinopteri; Syngnathiformes; Syngnathidae. The coding region runs from base 145 to 1785 and encodes 546 amino acids. The transcript is spliced from 14 exons. The record is from RefSeq and is a predicted model, not a curated record.